CUUGAAGAAGCUACAAAUUAAAAACAAGACAGUAGGCCGUGGGGACAUUUCCCACCAACCAAUGGCUAGAGCCACCAUUGGCAUCCGCCAUCUCAAAUACCUCUCUAAUUCCCCUCCUCCCUUUCACGUCACCUCCACUCUUACAAUGUCGUCCAACAAUGUUCCUCUUGAAGUCAUUGGUGGAGCUAAAGACAAGUUUCUCUCUGCAUUUAAAUCCCUGAAUAAUAAUCCCUACACUGCUUCUCCUAUUGUUGCUUGGAAUCGACAUAUAGAGACUAUAUUUGCAGCUUUUUUUAGGUCUGUUCCUGAUGUUCGUCUCAAGCGAGAGUGUUUGAGGACUAAAGAUGAUGGCUCUGUUGCUCUUGAUUGGGUUUCCGGCGAUGAUCGCCUGUUACCUCCUGACUCCCCGCUGCUCAUUUUGCUUCCAGGUCUGACUGGGGGAAGCGACGACUCGUACGUGAGACAUAUGCUGGUGAGAGCUAGAAACUGGGGUUGGAGAGUUGUGGUGUUCAAUAGCAGAGGCUGUGGAGAUAGUCCUGUCACAACUCCCCAGUUCUAUUCGGCUUCAUUUCUUGGUGAUAUGUAUGAAGUGGUGGCACAUGUCAGCAACCGCUAUCCAGCGGCAAAUUUAUAUGCAAUAGGCUGGUCUCUUGGAGCAAAUAUUCUUGUUCGCUACUUGGGACAGGAAUCUCAUUCUUGCCUUCUCUCUGGUGCUGUUUCCUUGUGCAAUCCUUUCAAUUUGGUCAUUGCAGACGAAGAUUUCCAUAAGGGCUUUAACAAUGUUUAUGACAGAGCAUUAGCAAAUUCUCUGUGCAGAAUUUUCAAAAAGCAUGCUCUACUGUUUGAAGAUAUGGAAGGCGAAUUUAAUAUACCAUUAGCUGCCAAUGCCAAAACUGUCAGAGACUUUGAUGAAGGACUGACACGAGUUUCAUUUGGAUUCAAGUCUGUGGAUGAUUACUAUUCUAACUCAAGCAGUUCAGAUUCCAUUACAAAUGUCUGUACACCUCUGCUUUGUAUCCAAGCUGCAAAUGACCCAAUUGCUCCAGCCAGAGGAAUCCCUCGUAAAGAUAUUGAGGAGAACUCAAACUGUAUGUUGAUUGUCACCCCGAAAGGAGGCCAUCUUGGCUGGGUGGCAGGUCCUGAAGCACCACGAGGAUGUCCAUGGACCGAUCCACAUGUGAUGGACUUCUUGGAGCAUUUAGAACAUGGUAAAUCUGCUUCUGCUGCAUGUGCUAGUGAUCAAGGGACUUUGAACAGCAGUGUUACAGACAAAUUCCAACACCUUGACGUAUAGGCAACAAGUUGUUGAAUUCAAAUAUCUCGUCAUGUUCAUAUAGGCACAUAGCGGUCACUGUCUGAUGAGACAGUAACGUAUGCACAUUUAAGGUAACAAAAAUAAGCUAUAGAGUGUAUCAUAAGUCGUCAAAUUUUGAUAAGGUCUUGGCAUGCUUGUUCUACGACAUGUAGCCCAAGUCUUUGAUUAUUCUCCACACAUACAAGAAUUGACCAACCCACGUUUAAGGAAAUUUUCUAUUUCUAUACUGCUACGAAAUGGUAGAUGUAAAUGACUCUGGUAACUGCAAUUUUAUGCUCCUCAUUGAAGAUGGAGUUGGCUCUAUGACUCUGUAGAAGUUGAGACUAUAGAAUUUACUAAAUACUAUACUGCAUAAAGAUAUUUGUAUUGUACUUACUUCUCUGCUUCAAAAUUUAUGCAAGUGCGUGCUAUUGAUACUA
Messenger RNA from Lycium barbarum (goji berry), 1734 nucleotides. Its product is annotated as embryogenesis-associated protein EMB8. The transcript has 8 exons. The record is from RefSeq and is a predicted model, not a curated record. The coding region runs from base 62 to 1294 and encodes 410 amino acids. Gene Ontology annotation, molecular function: short-chain carboxylesterase activity; monoacylglycerol lipase activity. Lineage: Eukaryota; Viridiplantae; Streptophyta; Magnoliopsida; Solanales; Solanaceae.